This is a messenger RNA of Saccostrea cuccullata (small rock oyster), 843 nucleotides long. Its product is annotated as protein PBDC1-like. The transcript has 6 exons. Gene Ontology annotation, cellular component: cytoplasm. NCBI's taxonomy places the organism in Eukaryota, Metazoa, Mollusca, Bivalvia, Ostreida, Ostreidae. Bases 107 to 610 code for a protein of 167 amino acids. The record is from RefSeq and is a predicted model, not a curated record.
UAGAAAUUACACGUUUCUUGCAUCUUAAUCUUUGAAACUCUUCUAAAGAGCUGAAAUACACAUUAGUUAAGAAAAAUCUAAAUUCACACUGAUCUUUAAGAAAAACAUGGCAAACCUCGCAAAUUUUACUGCUGGUGAGCUGGCCAAUGUUGGAUCACAGUUAACCAACGAUGCAUCAAAGUACAUCAACAAUCCAGACCUGGAGUUGAAAUGGGCUAUGAAGUCAUACCACCAUGCUGAAACAUAUUUCAAUCUAAUAAGCUCUGUGGAUCCAACAGUUCUGAAGUUAACACAGAUAGAUGAUGAGAUUUAUACAGAGUUUAGAAAAGAGUUUCCCGAUUUUAAAAUUGAUGUCAUACGAGAGGAAGACCUCAAGAGUCCAGAGGCAAAAGAGAAAUGGCGUCCAUUUAUCAACUCCUUUGAAAAGAGAGUAGAAGAUUUUAACUAUGGUACAUUACUAAGGUUAGAUUGUACUAAGGACUAUACGGAAGAGAACAGCAUUCUGGUGGUUCGGCUUCAGUUCCUGGCAAUAGAGAUAGCUAGAAACCGUGAAGGAUAUAAUUCAUCAUUACGAUUUAACAAGAAAGACAACUCUGAUCAGAAGACGUAGCACAUGGCCCAUUCUUACCAUUUUAAAAUUCAUAUCAAAGAGAGCUUGGGCCUAAAUUGACUGUGGAUAAAACAUAUACUGCUGGUUGAUAUAUCUACAUUGCAUUUCAUUACUUCAUAUUGGUUAGAUUUACAAACGUGAUGUUGUACAGAUAUGGAAUAUUGAAUCAACAUGACAUCAAAAUGGGAUGUACAUUGUUCAUGUACAAUGUAUGUUUAUAUUGCAAAUACAGU